GCAGCUACUCCCACAUGGAGGCAAAUUUAAUAAGUAUAGUUUUUUUUUGCUUUGAUUAAACGCCGGCAGAUCUUUAAGGCGUCAGCACCUCCACCAGCCGCACUGAAUCUCAUCUAUCUACGCUGAGUAGAUCCUAACAUGACUGUUUGACGCUUGCCGACGAUUUAUUAAGGAUCCAGCUGAGCUAUUUCUAGUCGACCGUAACUAAAAACUAAUGGCCACAUCGGACUUUGUACUGGGUGGCUUGGCCUCAGUGGGCGCCACAUUCUUCACGAACCCCAUCGAGGUGAUUAAGACGCGCAUCCAGCUACAGGGCGAACUGGCCGCCAGGGGCUCCUAUGUGGAGCCCUACAAGGGAGUCCUGCAGGCAUUCAUCACAGUUGCCAAAAAUGAUGGCAUCAAGGGCCUCCAAAAGGGCCUGGCUCCCGCCCUCUAUUUUCAGUUCAUAAUCAACUCCUUCAGGCUGAGCAUUUACACAACUGCCAUGGAGAAGCAUUGGAUGCACAACAGGCAUGGCGAGGUCUCCUUUGGAUUGGGCCUCUGCUGGGGCGCCCUUGGCGGCAUUGUCGGCAGCUAUUGCUCUAGUCCGUUUUUUAUGAUCAAGACACAGCUGCAGUCGCAGGCAGCCAAGGAGAUUGCUGUUGGCCAUCAACACGCCCACAAAUCGAUGAGCAGUGCGCUGCGAGAGAUCUAUGGCAAAAGUGGCAUCGUUGGCCUCUGGCGAGGAUCACUGUCGGCGCUGCCACGUGCUGCUAUUGGCUCCGGUGCCCAGAUAGCCACUUUUGGCAAGACGAAGACAAUGCUUGUGGAAUACGAUCUGGUGACGCAGCCGACCCUCAACUCGUUCAGCUCGGGUUUGAUUGCGGGCUCGUUGAUGUCGGUGGCCAUCACGCCGCCGGAUGUGAUAAGUACCCGUCUAUACAAUCAGGGCGUGGAUGCGCAGGGUCGUGGGCUCUACUACAGUGGGUAUCUGGAUUGUUGCGUCAAGAUCCUGCGCACCGAGGGCAUCUAUGGUAUGUACAAGGGUUUCUGGGCCAACUAUUUGCGCAUCGCUCCGCACUCGACUCUGGUCUUGCUGUUCUUUGACGAACUGAUCGCGGUGCGGGAAAAAUACAAUCUUCGCUUCUGAUUGCAAUGUACUCCAGUAUGAGUGCUGUGUGCUAGUCUUCUUUGUCUUAAUUUAAGUACAAAUUUCUUUAAAUAGUUGUUACUAGAUUUGUUAACAAAUAAAAACCUGCCCAAAGAGUUUUCCAUUCCCCAAUUCCUCAAAUGCUUCCUAUAAAUGUGCCUUAACGUGUAAUUUUGUAACGUAUGGUUAAGAUUUGAGAGCUGGAAUAUCCACAAACAAAUAUUGAAACAAAUAGCGUUUAUUUUGCUCAAAUCGAAACUUCAAAUUCCCAUUUUGCAAAGCUAGAAAAGUAGACCUGUAGUACGUAAAUAUAACUGUGCAAUACUUUUAUUUAAUAAAAUGCGUUAUUUUGUUUGUAUUUUA
Drosophila grimshawi is the source of this 1492-nucleotide messenger RNA. Its product is annotated as solute carrier family 25 member 35. The coding region runs from base 215 to 1129 and encodes 304 amino acids. The record is from RefSeq and is a predicted model, not a curated record. The transcript has 3 exons. Lineage: Eukaryota; Metazoa; Arthropoda; Insecta; Diptera; Drosophilidae.